Cololabis saira (Pacific saury) is the source of this 1132-nucleotide messenger RNA. RefSeq names its product nischarin-like. NCBI's taxonomy places the organism in Eukaryota, Metazoa, Chordata, Actinopteri, Beloniformes, Belonidae. The transcript is spliced from 3 exons. The record is from RefSeq and is a predicted model, not a curated record. The coding region runs from base 119 to 994 and encodes 291 amino acids.
AGAAGGCUGGCAGAGGAGAAAAUGUGGCCCACCAGGACUUUCUGGCUCUGUUUCCUGCUCUUUGGCUUUGGAGGCUGUUUCCCCACUAAAAAAAGUCAAACUGGUGUGGGAUCCGGCUAUGGCACAGGAUCGGGUCAUGGUGAAGGAGCUGGCGGCGCGGGAGCUGGCUUUGGCGCUGGCGGCGCGGGAGCCGGCACUGGCGGCGCGGGAGCUGGCUUUGGCGCUGGCGGCGCUGGCGGCGCGGGAGCCGGCUAUGGCGGCGCGGGAGCCGGCUAUGGCGCGGGAUCUGGCGCUGGCGGCGCGGGAGCCGGCUAUGGCGGCGCGGGAGCCGGCUAUGGCGCGGGAUCCGGCGCGGGAUCCGGCGCUGGCGGCGCGGGAGCCGGCUAUGGCGGCGGCGCUGGCUCCAGCGCUGGCUCCGGCGCUGGCUUUGGCGCGGGAUCCGGCGCUGGCGGCGCGGGAGCCGGCUAUGGCGGCAAGGGAGCCGGCUAUGGCGGCGCGGGAUCCGGCCCUGGCCGCGGCGCGGGAUCCGGUGCUGGCUCCGGCGCGGGAUCUGGCGGCGCGGGAUCUGGCGGCGCGGGAUCUGGCGGCGCGGGAUCUGGCGGCGCGGGAGCCGGCUAUGGCGCGGGAUCCGGCACUGGCGGCGUGGGAGCCGGCUAUGGCGGCGCAGGAUCCGGCCCUGGCCGCGGCGCGGGAUCCGGCGCUGGCUCCGGCGCUGGCUUUGGCGCGGGCGCUGGCGGCGCGGGAGCUGGCUAUGGCGGCCACGGAGCUGGCUAUGGCGGCCACGGAGCCGGCUAUGGCGGCGCGGGAGCAGGCUAUGGCGGCGCGGGAGCAGGCUAUGGCGGCGCGGGAGCCAGCUAUGGCGGCGCGGGAGCCGGCUAUGGCAGCGCGGGAGACGGCUAUGGCGGCGCGGGAGCCGGCACAGGAUACGGUGCAGGAAGUGACCUUGAGGGGGACCAGGAUGCAGGGAUCUCCAGUAUCAUUGAGGAGCUGCUGAGCCUCGGGCCUAAACGUCCCUUCCCAGACUUUGUCUGGACCAGUGACCACGUUCCCUUCGGCAUCAUUGAGAAGCGCCCUCUAUACCCUUCUUCCCACACUGUUCACUCCAGCAAUGGCUACCACAGAGCAAGGGACG